Molecule: messenger RNA, 846 nt
Organism: Lineus longissimus
Lineage: Eukaryota; Metazoa; Nemertea; Pilidiophora; Heteronemertea; Lineidae
Product: carbohydrate sulfotransferase 15-like
Exons: 6
Coding region: 2-832 (276 amino acids)
Biological process (GO): hexose biosynthetic process
Molecular function (GO): N-acetylgalactosamine 4-sulfate 6-O-sulfotransferase activity
Source: RefSeq, a predicted model, not a curated record
AAUGCAUUGGUGGGGCAGAGGCCGUUAUGCAAGUGGCGGUACGCGUUUGUUAGGAAAUUAUUAUUCCAAACAUUAUGGAGAAACACUGGCAAAGUCUGCAAGGAACAAAUCCCGGAUAAUGUGUGACGGGAGCCCAGACACCAUUUGGAACCCAGGGAUAACGAUGGAAGCACAGCUAAGGGCAUCUCGCUCGUACUUCCAUCUAGUCCCAGCACCCACAGUCUUGCCAGCCAGUUUGAUAAAGGAAUUCACACCCAAGGCUAAGUUUGUCAUCAUCAUGAGGAACCCAACCGAGAGGCUUUUCUCACAUUAUCGCUAUCGAGGUCCGUCGACUAACGUCGACAGCCAUCUAAACCGGACGCUGGAAAACUUUGACGCAGGCGUCAAACAGAUGAAACCGAUUUUGGACUUCUGCUUUGAAAAAAAGUCUAUCCGGGAUUGUGCCUAUGACCCAGCGUUCUUACUGGACGGCGAACGCACUCGGGUACUACUUCAAGUAGGACUGUACGUGGUCUACAUCAAGGAUUGGCUGACUGUCUUUCCACGCAACCAGUUCUACUUCACAACUACGGAAGAAUACGGCGCAAACCCUAAUCGGGUUAUGAAGGAAAUAUUCCAAUUUCUUGCCUUAGACAUGGGCCAGAAUCCUGAAAAAAUGCUGAAUGAUGUCAUUGCUACGUAUUGGCCGGGUCACAACAGCGUGGAUUUAGGACCAAUGUGGCCAAGAACGAAAAGAAAGCUGGAUGCAUUUUACGAACCUUUCAACGAGGCCUUGGCGGCUCUGCUGAAUGAUGUCAAGUAUCUAUGGCGAAGUGAUACCGAUAACCUCUAACAAUAAGUGUUUCU